AUGUAUGUGAAAUGGUUUGGUACAGUAAUGUUUUACUAUGUGAUUUUAUUGUAUUUAGUGAAUGUCACUUUUUGUCAUUUUCAAAUUUCCCUCCAGUUCUGUCCCCGUACGUCCCGACGCUCGCAGGGGACGUAACCCAGAUGACACAUACCAGCAUCCGCCGGAGGACAUUACAGGGGACACUGCAGGAAGGACAUCACGGGAGCGCAGGACAAGGUAAGUGAUCGAAGGAUCCCGGAGCAGCGCCACAUGGUAAGCCCAAGUGUAGCUCGGGGUUACCGCUUGUGCUACACUCGGGAAUACCGCCAGGGAGGCUACGGU
Messenger RNA from Staurois parvus, 321 nucleotides. The record is from the annotation of a GenBank genome assembly. Lineage: Eukaryota; Metazoa; Chordata; Amphibia; Anura; Ranidae.